Messenger RNA from Pelmatolapia mariae (spotted tilapia), 660 nucleotides. RefSeq lists its product as uncharacterized. The coding region runs from base 1 to 660 and encodes 219 amino acids. NCBI's taxonomy places the organism in Eukaryota, Metazoa, Chordata, Actinopteri, Cichliformes, Cichlidae. The record is from RefSeq and is a predicted model, not a curated record. The transcript is spliced from 5 exons. Gene Ontology annotation, biological process: response to bacterium.
AUGAGAAGCUUCAUUUUGGGGACAGCUUUGUUUCUCUGCAGCCUCAGCUGGAUCUCUGUUUCAGGUUCUGAGUUUCAGACUGUGGAGGUCCAGCUUGGUGAAGAAGUCACCUUGGAGUGCUCCAACAUUUCGAGUCAUCCAACACAAACAGACUGGUUCAAAGUUAUCAACAGAACUAAGCCCAGUUGUAUUGCUGCUAUGUAUGGAUCUCAGGGCAAAGCUUCAUUCUGUGAUGGAUUUCAAAAUGGAAAAUUCAAUAUGACUUCCAACAACACCUCUGUGUUUCUUAAAAUCACACAAGUGAAUUUAUCUGAUGUCGGGCUGUAUUUCUGUGGAUUUUACGUGAAUAAGCAUACGGUCAUUUCCAAUGCAGUCGAGUUAAGAAUUCAAGGCGGUGAAACCAAUGAAGGAGAGGAUUUUAAGACUGAAAAAGAGCCUGAUAGCGCAAACCUGAUGAACAUCAUUCUGGGCUGUCUGACUGGUUUACUGACUAUAGUGAUCAUCAUUCUGGUUCUAAAAAUCUGGAAACUUAAAGCUGUCUUGAAAUCCUCAAAGGUGGAAACCAAAGUCUCAGUUUUCAUUUCCUCUGGCACGGAGAAAGAAAAAAGAGAGUGGUGGGAGCGCCACUUCCUCCUCGAUGAGGGAGCGGUGGAAGUUUAA